AUGGAAGACUCGCACCUCGAGCAGCAACGUGGUUCGACAUUCGACUUCACUGCCUCUCUGGAAGGAUAUUGGCCUAAUAGCUUGUCACUUCCCGCUACACCGUCAGGCUCGAGCAGCUAUUUCAUUCAAACCCCAAUCCAGCCUGUUCCGGUCGUCCAAGCCUACCAAGCACACACAAAUACGCUACAGAUACCAUUUUCCGCUUAUAUCGUUCCCGCAGCGACAGUGCAGUACGUCGGAUCAUCCGUCAUCCAUCCUAACGUCAUUCAUUGUCGCUUGUGCGGACAGGUUGUUUCCGGCACCGCUACCUUGACGUCUGAACCAUCUCCUGCACCCGUCCUGUCGAACACAAAUCAUAACCAGCUGAAGACAUUCGACGACAAACAACGUGCGUGGAAUAACAUUUCCAGCUCCUCCCACCUCGACACACUUUUCAGUGGAAGCCAACAAUGA
This is a messenger RNA of Cladophialophora bantiana CBS 173.52, 453 nucleotides long. RefSeq lists its product as uncharacterized. The coding region runs from base 1 to 453 and encodes 150 amino acids. The transcript has a single exon. Lineage: Eukaryota; Fungi; Ascomycota; Eurotiomycetes; Chaetothyriales; Herpotrichiellaceae. The record is from RefSeq and is a predicted model, not a curated record.